AUGGCAAACUCUACUUCAUUUUUGGGUUGUAGUCGAUUUUAUGCAACAUUUGAAGAAAAUUUAAAACUUAUGGGUCAACUUGUCUAUCUGAUUCCAUCGUUUAUAUUAAUUUCAAAAAUGAUUUACGUGAUACAAGUGAAACAUCGAGGUGAUUAUCAUGAACAGAGGCGGUUUUGGUUAUUAUAUACUAUGGAUUUAGCUUUGAGCCUUCUCAAUCUAUUUUUCGACAUUUUCUACUAUCGUUUGACACUUUUCGUUCCCCAAAUCUGUGAAUCUUUUUCAUUUUUCCUCCGGGCAAACCCAUUGCUUAUCGACAUAACAUAUCCUCUUUGGUUCUAUUUUCAUGUGGGUAAAAUGGUUGCUCAAAUGAGCAUCAGUUUUGAGAGAAUGACUUUCAACCUAUUAAAACCAAAUGACUAUCGAAGAAUAUGGAAACAUGGAUUAACAGCUUGUGUGAUAAUGAUAAUAUUUGUUCCGUUUAGUAUAAUUUGGAAUAUUCUGAUAUCAGACAAAUAUAUACAGUUUUAUUUUGGAGGAUUUCAACCGAAUUAUUCAAGAAGAGUGAAUUGGUUUGGCACUACCGCAUGGCAACUAACCUAUAUGCAAAUAUCAAUGGCAGUCACACUUCUGUCAAACAUUGUCACAGGAGCAAUUCUCUGGAAAUCUCAAAACCAGAGUCGAAAAUCGAGACUCUUGUGCAGAAUUUGGUUUGCAAUUUCAACGGAAUACUUAUUAAGUGCCUGCGCAUUUUGUUACUUGCAUAUGAAAACAUUCGCUUUUGAUUAUUCCAAUCUUAUCUUCAUGUUGGUCAUUUUCGUUUGGGAUGGAUUCAAUAUUUUAAGUCCCGUGAUAAUGAUUUCAAUGAAUAAAAGUCUACGAAAGCAGGUGUUCGCAAUGAGUGGCGGAAGUGAAGAUCUUGAGAUUUCUGUUGCUUAA
This is a messenger RNA of Caenorhabditis elegans, 936 nucleotides long. It is a transcript of the gene srg-6, whose product is annotated as Serpentine receptor class gamma-6. Gene Ontology annotation, cellular component: membrane. Gene Ontology annotation, molecular function: transmembrane signaling receptor activity. The record is from RefSeq and is marked reviewed. Lineage: Eukaryota; Metazoa; Nematoda; Chromadorea; Rhabditida; Rhabditidae. The transcript has 4 exons. Bases 1 to 936 code for a protein of 311 amino acids. Gene Ontology annotation, biological process: sensory perception of chemical stimulus.